Molecule: messenger RNA, 2546 nt
Organism: Hemiscyllium ocellatum (epaulette shark)
Lineage: Eukaryota; Metazoa; Chordata; Chondrichthyes; Orectolobiformes; Hemiscylliidae
Gene: rps6ka5
Product: ribosomal protein S6 kinase, polypeptide 5
Exons: 17
Coding region: 183-2537 (784 amino acids)
Biological process (GO): protein phosphorylation; intracellular signal transduction; regulation of DNA-templated transcription
Molecular function (GO): ATP binding; protein serine/threonine kinase activity; magnesium ion binding
Source: RefSeq, a predicted model, not a curated record
AUUGCUGUCUUGUGUGGAGAUAAUUUAUAAAAAAACAGAUAAUCUCUCUCCAUGUAUGUUAACAACAUUUAAAGAGGACGCCGUGGGGGUGGGGGGAUAGCUUCUUAUUUAACAACUUGUUUUUUUAAAAAAAUAUAAUAAUAAAAGGUGCUGGGAGUUUGCGGGAGAUUUUUGUUUGAAAUAUGGAAGAAGGGUCCAGUGAAGGUGACAUGUUUACAGUUGAGCACGAGCUGAAGAACGCUAAUUUAACAGGGCAUGCAGAAAAAGUUGGGAUAGAAAACUUUGAACUACUGAAGGUCCUUGGAACAGGAGCUUAUGGAAAAGUAUUUCUUGUGAGGAAAAUCAGUGGUCACGAUACCGGAAAGCUUUUUGCCAUGAAGGUGCUGAAGAAGGCAACAAUAGUUCAAAAAGCAAAGACUGCAGAGCACACCAGGACAGAGCGUCAAGUAUUGGAACACAUUCGACAAUCACCUUUCCUUGUCACAUUACAUUAUGCUUUUCAGACAGAUACAAAACUCCAUCUUAUUUUAGACUAUGUGAAUGGAGGGGAAUUGUUUACUCACUUGUCGCAGAGGGAACGUUUCACAGAGCAUGCAGUGAGAAUAUACAGUGGGGAGAUAGUGCUAGCACUGGAGCAUCUACAUAAGCUUGGAAUUAUAUAUCGAGAUAUUAAACUGGAAAAUAUACUUCUCGACAGUAAUGGCCAUGUGGUUCUAACAGAUUUUGGACUCAGUAAAGAGUUUCUAAUAGACGAAAAUGAACGAGCAUAUUCCUUUUGUGGUACUAUAGAGUACAUGGCUCCAGAAAUUGUUCAAGGUGGAGAUGCAGGACAUGAUAAGGCUGUAGAUUGGUGGAGCCUUGGAGUCCUGAUGUACGAACUGAAAACUGGAGCAUCACCUUUUACUGUUGAUGGAGAAAGGAAUUCACAAUCUGAAAUUUCAAAGAGAAUUUUGAAAAGUGAUCCUCCAUAUCCUCCGGAAAUUGGUCCUUUAGCUAAAGAUGUAAUGAAGCAGCUCCUGAUUAAAGAUCCAAAGAAACGGUUGGGCUCUGGUCCAGGAGGUGCUGAUGAAAUUAAGUCUCACCCCUUCUUCCAGAAGAUAAAUUGGGAUGAGUUAUCUGCCAAAAACAUUGAAGCUCCAUUUAAACCUGUCAUCAGGGAUGAGUUGGACGUUAGCAAUUUUGCUGAAGAGUUCACGGAAAUGGAUCCUACAUAUUCACCCGCAGCACUGCCUCAAAACUCUGAUAGAAUAUUUCAGGGCUACUCUUUCAUUGCACCCUCCAUUCUCUUCAAACGUAAUGCUGUUAUGACUGACCCCAUUCAGCUUCAUCUGGGAGUGGAUCGUCCUGGUAGUACUGCCAUUGCACGCAGUGCUAUGAUGAAGGAUUCCCCAUUUUAUCAACACUAUGACCUGGAUCUAAAAGACAGUCCACUUGGAGAAGGAAGUUUCUCCAUCUGUAGGAGGUGUCGUAAUAAGAAAACUGGGCAGGAAUUUGCUGUGAAAAUUGUCAGCAAAAGAAUGGAAGCAAAUACUCAACGGGAGAUUGCAGCUCUCAAGCUGUGUGAAGGACACCCUAACAUUGUAAAACUGCAUGAUGUUCACCACGAUCAGUUGCACACAUUCUUAGUGAUGGAACUGCUGAAAGGUGGAGAGCUGCUGGAGCGGAUCAGAAAGAAGAAACACUUCAGUGAAACGGAAGCUAGUCACAUAAUGCGCAAACUGGUCUCUGCUGUCAGCCAUAUGCACGAUGUGGGAGUAGUCCACAGGGACCUGAAGCCUGAGAACUUAUUAUACGCUGAUGAUAGUGACAGCACAGAAAUUAAAGUCAUUGAUUUUGGGUUUGCACGAUUGAAACCUCCUGAUAAUCAGCCUUUGAAGACCCCAUGCUUUACAUUACAUUACGCAGCUCCUGAAUUACUGAAGGAUGAUGGUUACGACGAAUCCUGUGAUCUGUGGAGUUUGGGUGUAAUCCUGUAUACCAUGUUAUCAGGGAAAGUACCAUUCCAAUGUGAGGAAAAGACAUUAACAUCCACCAGUGCCGAAGAAAUCAUGAGGAAAAUAAAACAAGGGGACUUUUCUUUUGAAGGUGAAGCUUGGAGAAAUGUCUCAGAAGAGGCCAAGGAAUUGAUUCAAGGACUGCUGACUGUUGAUCCAAACAAGCGGAUUAAAAUGUCGAGCCUCCGUUUCAAUGAAUGGCUUCAGGACAGCAGUCAGUUAUCAUCCAAUCCACUAAUGACCCCAGACGUUCUUGGUUCUUCAGGUGUUUCUGUCCACACGUAUGUCAAAGCAACAUUUCAUGCUUUCAACAAAUGCAAGAGGGAAGGCUUUUGCCUUCAGAAUGUGGACAAGGCACCUCUGGCGAAAAGACGCAAGAUGAAGAAAACCAGCACCAGUACUGAAACACGGAGCAGUUCUAGUGAAAGUUCCCACUCCUCCUCCUCUCAAUCCCAUGGCAAAACUACACCAACCACAAAACUACAGCCCAACAACCCAACAGACAGCAAUAAUCCAGACAGUAUCUUUCAAUUCUCCGAUUAAGCUGCUGCA